AUGACGUAUAAUUUAAAAAAAGAUCAUUUAAAAAAUUUGGAUACACAACAAAUAAAUGGAAAAUCGAUGAUUCAUAUUACUCAUGAUGAUUAUGAUGAUGAUCAAGAUAUUUAUAUAUCAGAACGAUCAUCUAUUGCAUCAUCAAGUGAUAUGAAUCAAGUAUCUAGUCCAACUGUUAAACGAUUACCAACACCAACACCAACACCAUCUUCACUAUUAUCAUUCGCACAAAAACAACCUCAUAAUGUUCGAUGUCAUGGUAAUGAAUUACAAGAAAAGGGAAUACCAAUUACUACUCAAUGUCAACUUCCACGUAAGCAAGAGAGAAAAAAGAAAAAAAGUCUGCAUAAAGCUACACCUGGUCAAGGAACUUUAGCUCCAUUAUCUGAAACGAAACCAUACGAAAUCGCUGAUAAUUAUUAUCCAUAUUGGGGUUAUUAUCAAGUAAAAAAUCCUGAUUGGAUUAUACAUCAUCGUCAAACAAUCGAUGGUCAAAUAAUAUCAAAUGAAUCACUUGAUCCUUCACAAUAUGUUCAUCAACCUGCAUUAAUAACAUCAUCUAUACAACCAAAACAACAACCACGAAAAUCUCGUCAACAUGGUGCAUCAAUAAAUCGAUCCAAUCAAGAUAAACAACGUCAUGAUCGUAGUGAAAAAAAUUCGCCAACAUCAUCACAUUUAACAUUUCAUGACUGUUAUGAUAAUAAUUAUCAACAACAACAACAACAACAACAACAUAUACUUUUUGAAAAUUCUAAUAAUGACGAACAUCGAGAACAAACAACAAAACGUACAAUAUCACAACAACGUCGUAAAUUAAAAAUUGAAAAUGAUUCAACUGAUCAUAAUGUGCAAUCACAUACAAGUAAAUUACCUCAAAAUUCAAAUAGUUUAAUUAUAACAUCCAAUUCAUUGACAAAUCGAUCAAAAAAUCGUACAAAAACGUCAGAAAAAAAUGCUGAUAUUGAAGAAAACAGUAAACAUCGUCAUUCUAAACAUUGUCAUCAUCAUCAUCAUCAAAAUCAUAUUCAAUCACAUAAUUCUCCUUCAAUUCCUUCUCAACAAAAUAAUCAUCAUCAAAGUCUUCAUGUUCGACGUCGUCCACCAUCCGGUUCAAAUCAUAGUCCUGAUUUGCAAAUUGUUGAUACUUCAACAAAAAAAUCCGAACGAUCAUCUUAUUUUCAACAAACACGAGAAUCAUUUCAUUUGCCAGCAACACCUGUUUAUAAUCAAAGUUCUUAUUUACCACCUAUUAUACGUGAUCAUCAUCAUCAUCCUCAAAAAACUAAUACAAAUCGUUUUCCAACUGAAUAUUAUGGUACAUUAGCUCGACAGACACAUGAUAAAGAUUGGGAAGAACCAAUAGAAAUUACAAAAAUCUAUAAACCUGGUUCACAAACACGAUUUUAUGAUCGUUAUUUAAAUAAUGUUGUAGACAAGAGACUAGCAGUUUGA
Messenger RNA from Rotaria sordida, 1455 nucleotides. Lineage: Eukaryota; Metazoa; Rotifera; Eurotatoria; Philodinida; Philodinidae. The record is from the annotation of a GenBank genome assembly.